This is a messenger RNA of Chaetura pelagica (chimney swift), 2694 nucleotides long. It is a transcript of the gene UNC45A, whose product is annotated as unc-45 homolog A (C. elegans). The record is from RefSeq and is a predicted model, not a curated record. NCBI's taxonomy places the organism in Eukaryota, Metazoa, Chordata, Aves, Apodiformes, Apodidae. Gene Ontology annotation, molecular function: Hsp90 protein binding.
GGCAACGCGCUGUUCCAGGCCGGGGACCACGGCGCGGCCCUCGCCGCGUACACGCAGGCGCUGAGUCUCUGCGAGGACGGGUCGGAGCGCGCCGUGCUGCACCGCAACCGGGCCGCCUGCUACCUGAAACUGGAGGACUAUGCCAAGGCGGAGGCUGACGCAACCAAAGGGCGGCUGGGACGCCUGGACCAGGCUGUGGGAGACCUGCAGCGCUGCGUCAGCCUGGAGCCCCGGAACAAGGCCUUCCAGGAGGCCCUGCGUGCCCUGGGGAGCACCAUGCACGAGAAGAUGAAGACCAUGUCCUGCACGGACUCAAAGGUGGAGCAGAUGUUCCAGAUCUUGCUGGAUCCUGAAGAAAAGGAUGUGGACAAGAAGCAAAAGGCUGCACAGAACCUGAUCGUGCUGGCUCGGGAGGAGGCUGGAGCAGAGAAGAUCUUCCAAAGCGACGGUGUGCGGCUGCUGGCGCAGCUGCUGGACACGGCCCAGGCCGACCUGAUGCUGGCAGGCCCGCGCACCCCUGUGGGGCUGUGCUCCGGCCACCGCUCGCGGACCACAGCCAUCCUGGCGGAGCUGGAGGCCCCACGUCUCUCGGCGGUGCUGGGCGUGGAGCACGAGCAGGUUUCCCUGGCAGCCUGCAACCUCCUGCACACCAUGUUUGAGUCCUUGAAGGAGGGGCUGCAGAAGGACUUCCGUGGCAAGGAGGAUGCCGUGGUGCUGGAUACUUCCAAAGACCUGAAACUACUGAUCAAGCACCUCCUGGAGCUGCUGGAGCUGGAAGGAGCCUCUGCCCAUGGCCGUGACAACGCACUCAACCUGCUCAUCAAGGUGGUGCCCAGGAAGUCACCGAAGGAGCCCAGCAACAGCCUGAGCCUCUGGGUGAUUGACCAAGGCCUGAAGAAGAUCCUGGAGGUGGGAAGUACAGUGUGUGGCACCCCAGGCAGCCUGCCCGUGACAGAGAACAGCCGGAUGAGCGCCUCAGUCCUGCUCAGCAAGCUGUAUGAUGACCUGAAGUGUGAUGCUGAGAGGGAGAACUUCCACCACCUGUGUGAGGACUACGUGAGGAGCUGGUUUGAGGGGCAGGAGCUGUCUGGGAAGCUGCGGGCCAUCCAGGCGGUGUCCUGCCUGCUGCAGGGCCCCUCGGACGCUGGGAACAGGGUUCUGGAGCUGGAGGGGAUCAUGGACAGCGUGCUGUCCCUCUGCGCCUCGGUGCGGGAGGCGCACCAGCUGGUGGCGGUGGAGGCGCUGAUCCACGCGGCCGACAAGGCCAAGCGCGCCUCUUUCAUCACGGCCAACGGCGUCUCCCUGCUGAAGGACAUCUACAAGCACAGCGACAGGGACAGCAUCCGCAUCCGCGCCCUGGUGGGGCUCUGCAAGCUGGGCUCCGCUGGAGGCACCGACUUCAGCAUGAAGCAGUUCGCCGAGGGCUCCACCAUGAAGCUGGCCAAGCAGUGCCGCAAGUGGCUCUGCAAUGAGGCCAUCGACGCGGGCACGCGGCGUUGGGCUGUGGAGGGCCUGGCCUACCUCACCUUCGACGCAGAUGUCAAGGAGGAGUUUGUGGAGGACAAGGCAGCCAUGCAGGCCAUGUUCCAACUGGCCAAGUCAGAGGACAGGAGUGUGCUCUAUGCCGUCGCCUCCACGCUCGUGAAUUGCACCAACAGCUACGACCAUGAGGAGCCAGACCCCCAGAUGCUGGAGCUGGCCAAGUAUGCCAAGCAGCACAUUCCUGAGCAGCACCCGAAGGACAAGCCGGACUUCGUGAGGCGCCGUGUGCGGAAGCUGCUGGCGGCAGGGGUGGUGUCUGCCCUGUCCUGCAUGGUGAGGAGCGAGAACCCGGCGCUCACCAGCUCCUGCCGGGAGCUGAUCUCCAGGGUGUUCCUGGCGCUGGUUGAGGAGGCAGAGGACCGGGGCGGUGUGGUUGCACAGGGAGGAGGCAAGGCUCUCAUCCCACUGUCCUUGGAGGGCACUGAGGUGGGGCAGACCAAGGCAGCCCAGGCCCUGGCAAAGAUCACCAUCACCUCCAACCCAGAGAUGGCCUUCCCUGGAGAGCGAAUAUACGAGGUGGUCCGUCCCCUGGUGAGCCUUCUGCACCUUCAGCGCACAGGCCUGGAGAACUUUGAGGGGCUGAUGGCAUUAACCAACUUGGCUGGCAUCAGCGAGAGGCUGCGGCAGAAGAUCCUGAAGGAGAAGGCUGUGCCCAUGAUCGAGGGGUACAUGUUUGAGGAGCAUGAGCUGAUCCGGCUGGCUGCCACAGAGUGCAUGUGCAACAUGGCCAUGAGCAAAGAGGUGCAGGAGCUGUUCCUGGCCGAGGGCAGUGACCGGCUGAAGCUGCUGGUGCUGUACAGCGGGGAGGAGGACGAGAAGCUGCGUCGAGCAGCCUCGGGGACCCUGGCCAUGCUGACCGCCCUGCACCCCCCCAUCUGCAAGCGGAUCCCCCAGGUGACAGUGCACUGGCUGGAGAUCCUGCAGGCCCUGCUGCUGAGCCCCAGUGUCGAGCUGCAGCACCGCGGGGCUGUGGUGGUGAUGAACAUGAGCAAUCAGGAGGUGGCUGAGCAGCUCAUGGCCAGCGAGAUGCUGGAGAUCCUCUCUGUGCUUGCCAAGGACAAGGACAAGCCCCGCGUGGCCCAGGCUGCCAAGGAGAGCCUGGCACAGGCCGUGGCUUAUGGCAUCAUCAAGCCCAACCCCAGCCAGGAGUGA